AUGCAGGCUAUCAGUAGUGUCAUUUUUAUUUCGGUUAUCGUAACAUCUGUUACAAGCUAUCCAGGAUACUGGAGUAGUACAAAUCUUAAUCCUGUUCACAGUCUCUACGUCAAGCCUUCCAGUGAUGGGUCAAAAGGAGACCUAUUCGUUGCAGCAUCAGAAGACAGUGGUGUUAAGUCUCAGUGGAUGGUUGACCAGCCCAUCAAUUUUCUGCCUAUUGCAGCUGCUACUCAACCACAAGCAACUACGUUACCUGUAACUUGUCCAUUUACAACACAUAACGAUGAAACUUCAACACAUAAGCGCGCCGUGAUGCCUAAUCCAGUCUCAAGUCCCCAAAUUCAAUAUGCCUACGCAUUACCUGUCUCGUCUACUGAAAAUAAUCCUUUGUCAUCCUAUCCAUAUGUAUAUCCGGUACCCUUUAACCCAGAAAACCCAGCUUCGAAAUGCGAGCCAAGCUCAACUGCUCCACAUUAUCCUUUCCCAUCUCCCUUUCAAUUCUUUUAUCCACAAAUGAUGUCUGCUUAUUCUAAUGCGAUGACUAUUUUGAAGGAUGCAGGACUUAGUGACGAUGCGGCCAACUCCGUCAUGGCGCACCACGCUUCACCAAUGUGGGGUUCUUCACCGUAUGCCUAUCCUAUGUAUCUAAUGGUAAAUCCAGGUUCAUGGUAUCAAAACCAAGAUAGCAACGCAACAACUUCGCCGCCCUCGUCAUCACCAAGUACGAAAGAAGAGGAAGUUUCUGAAUCUUAA
This is a messenger RNA of Arctia plantaginis, 753 nucleotides long. Lineage: Eukaryota; Metazoa; Arthropoda; Insecta; Lepidoptera; Erebidae. The record is from the annotation of a GenBank genome assembly.